Molecule: messenger RNA, 2231 nt
Organism: Pongo pygmaeus (Bornean orangutan)
Lineage: Eukaryota; Metazoa; Chordata; Mammalia; Primates; Hominidae
Gene: CLDN23
Product: claudin 23
Exons: 1
Coding region: 533-1414 (293 amino acids)
Cellular component (GO): bicellular tight junction; membrane
Molecular function (GO): structural molecule activity
Source: RefSeq, a predicted model, not a curated record
GGCGACCUUUGCUCCUGCCGGGAGCAAUCCAGGCCAGGCGUGGCUCAGCCGCCCGGCUGCAAGGUGGGGUGUCCCCGCCGCUCGGAUCCCCAUCUCGCCUGCCGCGGGCGAGGUGGCCCCGCCGCUUCCUGCGCGCACCUCGGGUCCCUCUCUCCCGGACCGGGUUUGGCCGCGGCGGCCGCCCCUGCGCACCCGCGCCCGGACUGGCGGUUUCGGUCAGACCCGCCCGCGGGCUGGUUUCGAUUAGGGCCAGUAGGAGGGCGGAGCAGCCGGGACGCGAGGAAGGAACUAGCCUAAGUGGGGACGGUCCCCGCGCAGGAGACAAAGAGUGUCCCUGGGGCGAUCAGGGCGCAGGAGCCCGACCCGGAGCCCGGGGCGCCCGCGCUGACUUCGGGUCCCCGGAGCCACGGAGCCCCGGAGCCACGGCUGACUUCGGGUCCCCGGAGCACGGCAGGGAGAAGGCGACGGCGGAGAAGGGGACAGCGAAGAAGGAAGGCAGGCUGCAGGGGCGCCGUUGGCGCGGCGGCCCGGGAUGCGGACUCCGGUGGUGAUGACGCUGGGCAUGGUGUUCGCGCCCUGCGGGCUGCUGCUCAACCUGACCGGCACCCUGGCGCCAGGCUGGCGGCUGGUGAAGGGCUUCCUGAACCAGCCAGUGGACGUGGAGUUGUACCAGGGCCUGUGGGACAUGUGUCGCGAACAGAGCAGCAGUGAGCGCGAGUGCGGCCAGACGGACGAGUGGGGCUACUUCGAGGCCCAGCCUGUGCUGGUGGCGCGGGCACUCAUGGUCACCUCGCUGGCCGCCACGGUCCUGGGGCUGCUGCUGGCGUCGCUGGGCGUGCGCUGCUGGCAGGACGAGCCCAGCUUCGUGCUGGCAGGGCUCUCGGGCGUCGUGCUCUUCGUCGCUGGCCUCCUCAGCCUCAUCCCGGUGUCCUGGUACAACCACUUCUUGGGGGACCGCGACGUCCUGCCCGCCCCGGCCAGCCCGGUCACGGUGCAGGUCAGCUACAGCCUGGUCCUGGGCUACCUGGGCAGCUGCCUGCUGCUGCUGGGCGGCUUCUCGCUGGCGCUCAGCUUCGCGCCCUGGUGCGAGGAGCGUUGUCGCCGCCGCCGCAAGGCGCCCUCCGCCGGGCCUCGCCGCAGCAGCGUUAGCACCAUCCGAGUGGAGUGGCCCGAGCCCGAGCUGGCGCCCGCCAUCAAGUACUACAGCGACGGCCAGCACCGACCGCCGCCUGCCCAGCACCGCAAGCCCAAGCCCCAGGUCGGCUUCCCCAUGCCGCGGCCGCGGCCCAAGGCCUACACCAACUCGGUGGACGUCCUCGACGGGGAGGGAUGGGAGGCGGCCGAGUCCCCGGACGCUCCCUCGUGCAGCACCCACCCCUGCGACAGCUCGCUGCCCUGCGACUCCGACCUCUAGACGCCUGCAGAGCCUGGGGGGGGCCGGGUGGCAAAGGACUCACCCCCACACAGGCCCGCCUGGCUUCGAGUUGGAACCCGGACACUUGCCCCUCACUGGUGCGGAUGGAAAUUUUCCUUUCGUGGGACCAAACAGGACUCCUUAGACGAUUAGUUCAGGUUGGGUUUGGUUUUCUUCUUAAAGAGUUUAGUUUUCCUCUCCAAAGGGAUCAGGGUCCUCUUAGGGAGUGACGGGCUUUUCAUAUUUUUUUGCUGAAGAAUAUAUGGAAAGGGUGGCAUUUGCGUCACGUGGACCAGGGACAGUGUUGAAAUCAGCAGUGCUCAGAAACAAUUUAACAUGUUGAAACGACAAUAUUCUAAAAUACCGAUGAAUCUUGCAUCAAUAUAAUUAUUGGGUUUUUUUUCUUUUUCCUGCUGUAUAACUCCUUGCCAUGCAAACUCUCAAGAGGCCAAUAUAUUCCUGGCCAUGUUUGAAUGAGCCUCUUAAAAUAAACUUAGAGCCAUGCAAAUGCCAGCAGCUUAAGGGAUUUCAUGGAAUGAAAUAACGUGAUUAACUCAUAGCUACAUAUCAUUGCAUAAAUGGGAUUUAUCUUUUUUCUCACUUAUUUUUGUUGUGAAAGUCGAGGGCACGCAAGAAUUUCUCUUCCAGAAGCUGGGAGGAGAACGAAUGUCCUAAUGCUGUACUAUUCCACCCUUUGGACGCCUCAUCCAGGACGCAGAGGACUCUAGGUUUAAUAUUUUGUACAAAAUGGAACCUGUUAAUCACAUGAAAGCACAUAUGUAUAUAUCUUUUAUUUAUAAAUAAAAUUUUAAAACAA